Molecule: messenger RNA, 1269 nt
Organism: Macadamia integrifolia
Lineage: Eukaryota; Viridiplantae; Streptophyta; Magnoliopsida; Proteales; Proteaceae
Product: membrane-anchored ubiquitin-fold protein 3-like
Exons: 5
Coding region: 435-794 (119 amino acids)
Molecular function (GO): protein binding
Source: RefSeq, a predicted model, not a curated record
AAAACUUCGGCCUUCCUUAUUUAUCCGUUUCGAUUUUCAAAAUCUCAGACAAAAAUGCUAGAACACCGACACUAAAAGCUUUGAAUCGAUUCUCUCUCUCUCUCUUGAGACUGUUCAAAUUGAGCUCGAAUCUUGUAUUAAUGGCGUCCUGAUCAGGAUUAAUUUGUUUUGGUAGCAGUUGUUGUCGGGGGACAAGCUAUUGGCUCGUAUGAAGUACUUACUUCGUCGGCUUCCUUCUUUUCCUUUUCAAUCAAAUGACCUUGAUGUGUUGUCUCGUAGCACACUCAUUGACAGAUUCUUUGUCUCAUUGAAUAAUUAUUCGAUGUCAAGGCCAGGAGAGAGGAACUUAAUUACACUUGAUUCUUGCUGUUGAAAGAGGUUCUCUGUUGUCAAAUUGUAUCUGCAAGUUUGUUGAUUUAAGGAGAAAAUAAAUAAUGGAAGGAGAGGAGGAACGGGUAGAGCUUAAAUUCCGCGUAUUUGACGGCACGGAUAUUGGUCAUAAUAACUAUGUUGCAUCUACUACUAUUGCAGCACUCAAGGAAAGGCUUGUGACCGAGUGGCCUCAAGGAAAAACAGUCGUACCUAAGUCAGUAAAUGAUGUGAAACUUAUAUACGCUGGGAAAGUCUUAGAGAACAGCAAGACACUCGCCGAGUCCAGAAUAAUCUUUGGCGAUCUUCCUGGUGGAGUUAUUACAAUGCAUGUAGUGGUGCAGCCUUCUGUAUCCAAGAAGAAUACAGACAAUAACCAGGAGGAGAUGCCGAAGAUGAACGCGUGCACAUGUACAAUUCUUUAAUAAGACAAAGCCCUUCACAUCACUACUCACAUCGCUACUUUGCUGAGAGAGCUAAGCAGAUUCCCCCUCCAAAAGAAAAGAAAAAAAAAAAAAAACGUUUGCAGAUUCCUGCUCCAAAAAAAAAAAAAUUUGCAUUUUCCAUUCUCUAUACAAAAUUAGUUAGGUUCAAUAGGCCCGAGUUGUCGUCAAAUUUGGCCCAUUUUUGUUAUUUUUAUUUGCUUCCUUUGUUGUUAUUCUCCAUGUUGUAAUCAUUCUUGUACAAGGUAGCUCAAAAUAUGUACCAAAUGUUUGACCUUUCUUAAAACUGGCAGAAAUACUGGGAAUGAGCCACUACCAGUGUCGGUGAAUGGUGAGGGCAUCAUGUCAUAAGAUCCUUGAAACAUGGAGGAUUAUUGUAACUUAUAUGGCCUAUUCCAAGGCUUAAUCUUUAUUGAUUACAGGCAUGUUGGAAUAUAUGCAAUUCAACAUUUAAUCA